AACAACACGGCGGACACAGUGGACGACCUUUUCCUGUUUGGUGAUGAUUGCGAAGCGAUUUUGGCCCUUUUACAAAACGAUGAAGCAAUCGAGGAGCAAUUUGCAGCAACAGUUGGCAAUGCUCAAUCGGCAGAUGUUGUUUGCAGCGACUGUGGAAAGCAAUAUAAGACAAGAGGGGGCUACCAAAGUCACAGGGCUGCUAAACGCAAUCCUACUGAAAACGAGAGACAGGAACAGGCGACUCUAACACCGAACUUUCUUGCUGAAAUAGUGCACAACGCUAUACGAAACGGAAACAAAACAUAGGCUUUCGCCUCAAGUCUGAGGAAUGAGUUGAACUUGUACAGAUACGAACAACCUUAUGAAGGUACUGAAG
This is a messenger RNA of Orbicella faveolata, 376 nucleotides long. RefSeq lists its product as uncharacterized. The record is from RefSeq and is a predicted model, not a curated record. Lineage: Eukaryota; Metazoa; Cnidaria; Anthozoa; Scleractinia; Merulinidae.